ACGUGCCUUCAGCCAGCCUGGCCCGAGAAGCGGAGAUGGAGGUUCCCAAGAAGGAUGAUAUUCUUCUUUUGGCUGAUGAAAAGUUUGACUUUGAUCUCUCAUUGUCUUCUUCAAGUGCCAAUGAAGAUGAUGAAGUCUUUCUUGGACCUGUUGGCCAUAAAGAAAGAUGUAUUGCUGCCAGCUUAGAAUUAAAUCAUCACAUUCCUGAAGAACCUCCUUUGCCAGCAUCUGAAAGUCACUUCACUUGGAGUCCUCUGACUGGGGAAAAAUUUGUGGAAGUUUAUAAAGAAGCUCACUUACUGGCCUUACAGAUACAAAGCAACGGCAAAACCAGGGCGGCCCCAGCCUCCAAGCCCGAAGACCCUGGGAGCCAGGGAGUGGACGGAUUCAUACAGGAAUCAAAACUAAAAAUAAACCUCUUUGAGAGAGAAAAUGAAGUGAAGAAAAGCCCCAAGUCACUGAAGAGGGAGACGUACCACCUGUCGGACAGCCCCUCGAGGGGACCGCCGCCCUGGGGCACCCAGCCGCCCUCGGGCGCGGCCCUGCCGGCUGCUCCCGCCCAGGCGAGCCGCCCCCGGACGCCGGGGCCACCGCGCGCCUCGUGCUCUUCUUUGCCAGUGGAGCCAAGUGCUGCGCACCCUCCGUACCCGGCUGGCGCUCACAAGAAGGUCACCAGCAAACUGCUGCCGCCCCGAGCCUCGUCUCUUAGAGGAAAAAGCGUUCCCUCGGCCCUGCAGAAGCCCAUGAAAGAGAAACCAGCUAGUCCUUCCAGGAUGAAAAUCCUAAAUGAGAAGGAUUCCCACAGCAGCGUGCCCCCCGACAAGCCCCGUGCCGCCCGGGACGUCGCCAGCUUGCCAGCCGGUGGAAACCACAUGGUCCAAGGCAAGCGGUCGCUCCCUGUUCCAAACAAGUCUGGGCUGAAGAAAACCAUGUUAAAACCACCUGGAUGUGCUGGCAGUCUUGCAAGAAAGUCCUCCUCAGGGUCCGUCUUGGGAGUGAGUGCCAGCGUGUGUGCUUCUCCAGCGGCUGGCAAAGCUAAGCCAAGGGAACGUCCAAGCAUUCCUGCGGACAGUUUCCAGUCAAACAACAGCCAGCUGGGCAGAACGGGACUUGUCCUGCCGCGGCUGUGUCUGCAGCCGGGCCCUGCAGGCGUGUCCUGCAGGCAGAGCCAGAGGCCCGGAGUUGCUGAGUCGACAGCGGAGCAGCCCAGGGCGCCCACCAGAGCGGCUCUCACCCAACCCCAGACUCCAGGACAGGGAGACCCCGGGCUGAACUCUCAUCUCAGUUUGUCACAAUCUUCUCAAAUGAAUAAGACUGGGAGUACAAGAAGGCGCGAUUCCCGUCUGAAUUCCAAGACAAAGGUUAUGCCUUCCCCUACAAAUCACUUUAAAAUUCCUAAGUGUUCUACUGGUGAACCCCUGGACGGUGCAACACCAAAGUCCUAUCGGGCGCAGAGGCCACAGUCCUGCACGUCGGUGGAGAGGGUUGCUCACAGCACUCCUGCUAGAUGGUCCUCAGCAUCGCAGAGCCUCGCAAGCAGCGUGAGGACCCCUGUGAGCAUGGGGCGCAGGUCAGCCCUGCCCACGCCUGCCGGCCGUCGACUCUCCAGCCUGCCCCUGGCGACCCCUAAAACUAUGCCCAGGGCUCUGGCUUCUCCCCUGCGUGUGUCUGCUCGGCGACUUUCUUCUGAGCCCCAGAAGAAAUCUGCGGUGAGAACUGCACCAGUGAGAGAGGGUGACAGCAGGGCUGCCGCCGGGCCCUCAGACUGGUCCCCGGAUGGGAGCUUUCCUGCUGCGUCUGCUGUGCCGCAGGCACUUAACUUUUCUCCUGAAAAGAGUGAUUUCACUUUUUCAAAAAGUAUCACCACGGAAGUAGCACUGGAUGAAGCACAGCCACCUGAAGCUGCAACACCCAGUGAGGCUCUUCUCGUGGAUGUCAAACUGGAUCAACUUAGCAUCACCCUGCGGGCUGCAGCCACACCCCUGGGCGACCUCCCGCUCAUCGACUUCUGCAAGACUCCGGAGGCGAGCGUGGCUUUGGGGUCUGGAAGCGGGCCCCUGGUCGACCUCCUGACAAACACUCCAGAUGUCAACAGGAGGGCUGCGGCCAACGCCUGCCACGAGGUGGGACAGCUCAUAGACUUGGCUUCCCCUCUGAUCCUGCUGAGCCCCGAGGCUGACAAGGAAAACGUGGAGUCACCACUUCUCAAGUUCUGAGCGGAAUGAAAUCCUUUGCAUUUCACUCAAAGUUACAAGAACAGU
Messenger RNA from Eubalaena glacialis (North Atlantic right whale), 2261 nucleotides. It is a transcript of the gene GTSE1, whose product is annotated as G2 and S-phase expressed 1. The record is from RefSeq and is a predicted model, not a curated record. The transcript is spliced from 11 exons. Gene Ontology annotation, cellular component: cytoplasmic microtubule; microtubule cytoskeleton. The coding region runs from base 36 to 2216 and encodes 726 amino acids. NCBI's taxonomy places the organism in Eukaryota, Metazoa, Chordata, Mammalia, Artiodactyla, Balaenidae. Gene Ontology annotation, molecular function: microtubule binding.